AUGUCGGACAAUGGUCAGAACUUGCGGGUCAGACCGCUAAAAAUUGGCGAGCUGAUAGACAAGGGAGACGAUUCGGAGGAUGCAAACGCUGCAGAGCUCCUGAUGGCGGCACAGGCGCUGGGUGAGCUGAAAAACCGCACUGAGCCAUCCAAACCAACGAUCCUCGACAAAGUCACCUCUCACCCCCUUAUAUCCAGCUCUAUCAACUACAUGCUGGAAAAAACGAUCAACACUUCAAGCAACAUUGUUCUGUUCAGCGACGAAAAAUCCAAACGUGCUCGCAAUGACCAACAGACAGAGUCUGUGGGGGCCGACAGGGAGGACGUAUCUGAGCAGAUCUCGCUCAAACGCCCGAAAUUGGAAAAGACAAGCUCUGGAUCUCAGCUCAACAGCCGUCUUCCGCCUCCAUCACAGCCUCGAUUCGCCCGCCUCAAUUCGUCUCUGCGUCAGCAGGUUACCAUAUCGUCAGCCAUUUCCACCCAAAAGAGCCUUCAGGAUCUCACAGAGCUCAGCGUUCUGAAUCUCAAUAUCGAGAGUCGUCGCAGACUCACCAUGUUGAUCAAUUUUUUGAAGAUUGGAAACACGCAGCUGAGCGAGCGCAUUGAAAACCUCAUCAACGUUCUGGCGAAUGAACACGUCGUGAGCAAAUCUCGCUCUUCUAGUCCUGAUAAUAUUCACGGUGGUGCUUCGACGCUUUCUCUGCCGUCACUAGCCUCCGUGAGCAGUGCCGCGUCUCUGGCUAGUCUCCCGAAUUCCGACGAAACGCCAAAGUUGAGCCCAGAGGCAGAAAUCCCUGUUCAGCAGCUUAAAAACGAAAUAGUGGGCACUGUGAAGAAGAUAGUGAAUGUCGUCUCGAAAGUUUCUGCAAACUCGCUUCCAGAGCCCGCCCGCUCGAACGUCCGCGAAAUGCUGUUAAAACUACCAACCAAUUGGGCCAUGUCGUUGGAGCAGAACAUGUCGGAGCCGGAAGAGGAGGACUCGGACGACGAAACAAAGACGAUAUACGAAGAUUCGGUGGAGUACCCGGACCAGAGUGCUGAAUCGCAGAAACGCAAGUCCAGGUCGCUGGCGCAGCAACUGCUGGCCAACUUGUUCAAGUACAGAAAUAAAACACAGAAGAACAUUGCGCAGCCAAACACCUGGUUCAAGAAAUCUAUCCGCGACCAGAUUCUGAGCGAUCGAAAUGGCAAGGUGCUAGUUCUGGCUCAGGAAUCGCUUGACAUGAUCAACAAAAUUAUCAAAUUCUGCAACGAAAACCUCGACAGGGCAGAAACGUGGAACAUCUCAAAACAGACCCAGCAGGCUGCCCAUUUAAUGAACAAACUACAAAACAUCACAUACGUGACGCCUGUGUCGAGCUGCGACGCGGCCUCGAACUCCUCGGAAGCGCAAAAGGACUCGCAGGACGCCGACACUAUCGUGGUUCGCGAUGAAUCUCCAUCCAAUUUAUGA
Ogataea angusta is the source of this 1452-nucleotide messenger RNA. RefSeq lists its product as uncharacterized. Bases 1 to 1452 code for a protein of 483 amino acids. Gene Ontology annotation, molecular function: transcription corepressor activity. NCBI's taxonomy places the organism in Eukaryota, Fungi, Ascomycota, Pichiomycetes, Pichiales, Pichiaceae. Gene Ontology annotation, biological process: phospholipid biosynthetic process; endoplasmic reticulum unfolded protein response; regulation of transcription by RNA polymerase II. Gene Ontology annotation, cellular component: endoplasmic reticulum; nucleus. The transcript has a single exon. The record is from RefSeq and is a predicted model, not a curated record.